UUCUUCUAGUUGGUCAUUAGUUUCCAACACAAUUGAAGGUUCGAGAAAACCGCUUCCGGUAUUGGCCGGAUUGCAGGAUGAACCGAAUUUAUGCACAAUCGCUCUUCCUCGGCACCAAAACCGUGCAUCUGCUAAGAUUAGUCUCAUCCUCCUUUGAAACUCUCUCCGACGGAAAUGGACGCUCAUUUUAUUGGAUAUCUAAGGUUCCAUCUCGCCAUGUUCUUCGAGCAACGCCUAUUAGGAGUUUUAGUGCUUGUUCUGCAUCUCAAGAUUUGUCAAUUAAAAAAUGUGUGCCUUGCAAUUCAAAAGAUAUACUAAUCAUGACAGAGCAAACUGCCAAUGAACUGCUUAUACAGGUGCCAGACUGGAAAUUGAUAAAUGAAGAUGGUAUUAUGAAGCUACAGAGGUCAUGGAAAGUUAAAAGCUUUACCAAAGGACUAGAGUUUUUUCAACUUGUAGCUGAUAUUGCAGAGGCAGAAGGUAGUUUGUCUUUCCGUUGGAGCUUACUGGAGACCAAUUUCUCCAGAAUGUCGUACUGUUACCAGUUAUCAAUGCCAUGCCGUAUGUCUCUUGAAACAGAAUCUCCGCACUGUGGUUCAAUAUUAUGCUUUUGCUUUUGGGUCAUCAUCCUGACCUUCAUCUGGUUGGCUGGAACAAGGAGGUUUAACCGAAAAUGAUUUCAUCCUUGCUGCGAAGAUUAAUUCGCUUAAACUGGACCAUCUUCUUAGUAAGAAAACUGCUGCUUAAGCAGCCUAAUACCUCCUGAAGCUUGAACUGUAAACAUGGAAAAAAAAUAAAUAAAAAUAAAAAAUUAAAAAAAAAAAAUAGUGACCGGUAUUAUGCGCUGGUAGGAUCAUGAAACCUCAUGUUUCUUAUGAAUUUUAUAUUUUAGUACUCAAUAUAUUCAUUGUGGCUUCAGUUUUAUCUCGAUGGUAAUGGACUAGAUUAGCAUACUAUAGAAAUAACUUGUUUCAAAUCACUGCGGGAUUUCCUCUUAUAGCAAGUAAUAAGAUCUCGAUGGUGAACUUGAAUUACGAAGUAUUAUUGACGAACUUUGGCAUCCAUGGGUAAGUAUUUAUUAUGUGCUGAUGAUGUUGUGAAGAUGUGAUUAAAGUGAUUUCUUUAUUGAUUUAUAUGAUAUGUUAUUUAUGUGAAGUAAUAUAUCUGUAAAAAGUCAAAUUGAUAUUUUUUUGAUAGUAAGAUGAACGCAGUUCUAAGUAGAGGGUGACAGAUACUGGUUCAAAUCAUGUUCAAUAAAAAGCCAAAAGUUGUUCUAAUUUUCAAAGUUUG
Phalaenopsis equestris is the source of this 1290-nucleotide messenger RNA. Its product is annotated as putative pterin-4-alpha-carbinolamine dehydratase. NCBI's taxonomy places the organism in Eukaryota, Viridiplantae, Streptophyta, Magnoliopsida, Asparagales, Orchidaceae. Bases 78 to 677 code for a protein of 199 amino acids. Gene Ontology annotation, molecular function: 4-alpha-hydroxytetrahydrobiopterin dehydratase activity. Gene Ontology annotation, biological process: tetrahydrobiopterin biosynthetic process. Gene Ontology annotation, cellular component: mitochondrion. The transcript is spliced from 8 exons. The record is from RefSeq and is a predicted model, not a curated record.